This is a messenger RNA of Ceraceosorus guamensis, 4384 nucleotides long. RefSeq lists its product as hypothetical. The transcript has 3 exons. The record is from RefSeq and is a predicted model, not a curated record. Bases 227 to 4276 code for a protein of 1349 amino acids. Lineage: Eukaryota; Fungi; Basidiomycota; Exobasidiomycetes; Ceraceosorales; Ceraceosoraceae.
UGGUGCUUCGGAAGUAGGUCUUCAUCGCCGGACCCUCACUUUCUCGGGCCGAGCACCAACCCUUGAUGAAACGAAUGGGCACGAUCGAUCGAAGUCGGACGGCUGGCAACAGACCACUUCAGCGGGCAAUUCCAAUCGCGAAUACGCAUCGUCCGGUCCAAACAUAAAGAAUGUGCCUUACGACCGUCGCCAUUGGGCAGCGGGUAAGAUUGAAGGUGAUAGAGUGAUGAAGUCUAGGUCCGCUUGGGUGCGGGCUGGCAGCUUGCUCUUCUGUCCCAGGCCGCCUCUCGAGAUCCUGCCGACCUGCAGCUCUCGUGAGGACGCCUAUAGCUCACACCCACGCAACUCGAUACAGCGCGUUGGUGACGACGAAGACGCAGGGGCUCGACCAAGAGGAAGUGCGGACAAUCGGCGAUCAGCCAGUAGCAGCAACGCGCUGGCUGACACGAUACGGAAGAGUCAGAGCUGCGAAGACAAGGCUGAAGGGGCGGCAAAGCCGCUUGACGGCCUGAGUGCAAUGAUCUUGCCAAAGCUCGUGCCUGGCCUCACCCUUCCUGCAAGCAUUCAAAUUGUUGAAGAUGACGAGCGCACGCUGUGCGAAUUAUACGAAGCACACAGGCGCGAAGUCAUGUCGACCGAAAGUUGGGUGCCAUUCUGCCCCCCUUCAAACCUGUUCAUUUCUUACAGGACGAUGCCCGGCUUCCUACGUAAGCCAGAGAAUGGCCCCGAUACGGCCUCGAACAGCGCGGCCUCCGAAGACACAGAUCGUAACGAUCCUCAGCCCGAUGGGCAAGAGUCUAGAGUCUCAGCGGACACAAGCGGGUCUCAACACGCUCCGAUGCAAAGCAGCUCCCUGGACGUCCGGAUUCCGCUGGAUGACUUCUCUUUCGACAUCGAGCGCCAAGCUUUGUCCACAGAAAGGCGAAUUCCUGGCGGACCUCUGGGCACUCCGUAUCGAUUCUUCACUGCCGAAACGCCAAGUCCGAUCGUGGACCGAGCUGCAAGAACGCGACAGCUGCUACCCCUCCACGUCCACGAUCCACUAGAGAGCCCUUUCCGAGACAUCUCAUACUUGUCAGACCCUGCGUCACGAAGGCAAGGCGAUCACAGCAUUGCACCCGCGCUGGAAUACUUCUUGCAGGCGUCGCCCUUACGAUCAGAGGAAGGCGAAGCGUCUGGAGACGUACGAGAGCCGUCGGAGCCUGGUGCGGCCGACACCUCAGCAAAUUCUACGCGACGGACUCCAAGCAUAUCCGCAUCCGAUGAUGCUGAUGACAAGCUCACGUCAAUACAAGACAGCCAUCUCACACGGUCUAUAGCACCUAUCUCAACCUUCGGCCGCGAAGGUCGAGCAGAAAGCCAUAACAGAGUAGAGGCAGACGAGAGCUGGCAAACAUUUUUACAUAGCCUCGAUGAGGACCUUGACUUGCAUGACAGAGUGGAUGAAACGCUAUCGGUCCCUGUUGACUCGCGUCUCGCCUUUCCCACCGGAGCUGGCGCGCCGUCCGGGUCCGAACGAUCACUGCAACAAUCGGCCGGCCAGCCGAGUCCUGCCUCAACCUCUCGUUCGUUGCUCCAAAAGAUGCAAUGCGGAGAGGGCCUGAGCCCCUCUCAGCCCUCAUGUUCACGCUCGUUGUGUAGCUCAACGGCAUCGAAAGCUUCUCUGGCGCAGCUGUUGGGUAUGUCGUCGAGCAACCAGACUAGCGGCUCUGGUCGUACUGGGGCACCUGGCGGAUUCAUCAGACCUUCGUCACUGGAUCCUACUUCCUGCGCUCUGCGAAGGCGCAGUCUCGGGUCCGAGCUCGGGCUUUCAAAUCAUGGCGAUCCGGCAAGCCCAGCAUACGAGGCACAAGACGCCGGUCGGACUCCAUUUGUCAAGCGCAAGUCAAGUGGCACCACCGCAACCCCUUCGACACACGGUCCAAGUGACAGCCUCAGCACACUCUCAAGCAUAGUCGAGGUCGUCAUAUCACCUGAUCGCUCAGCGAGUUGCUCAAGUCACUCACUAAGCCAGGAAUUGCGAAUCACUUCCGUCGAUCGGCUCAGCGCUGAUCUGCAAAUCGCUCUGCAGGCCCUUGAUGGUGCGGAGGCGUCGGGCCUCAGCUCGGACUCGCUGCCAGCAGGUGAAACCGAGCACACUGAUACGGUGCCUCUUCAAUCAUUGGGCGCCAGUCCUGCUCGCAUGCUCUGCGAUCAACACUUCUACACUCAUGGCAUUCGGCAACUCGAGACCGUAGAUGAGGUUACAGAAGACUCAACGGUCCCUAGCUGUGGAUGGGAUAGGCACGUCAAUGCGAGCCUCGACCAGAUCUGGGCUCGACAGCAUCACCGCCAUCAGAGCAGCCUGAGCACGGUCUUGAGCAGCGACAUGCAGCAUCUGCUCUCGAACCAAGUGUCAGUCAUGGAAGCUGCCAGAGACCGUAUCAGCAGUGCAGGGGAGCUAGGAAAUACAAGUGCCAGCAGUCACGCUGGUUCUACCUCCCUUAGCCAGCGCAGUGAUGUAUCACAUCGCAGUCGCGGCUUGUGCGAGUCCCUUCAACUUAGCGCAGCACUCGUUGCCAGUCCCGAUGCCAGCUUGGCGGGCUACGUUAGAGUAUUGACGCGUCUGAACGCUCCUGGAGCCAUUUGUCCACUGAUUGGGCCUCGCAGCCGCUUGCCUUCCACAGCCACGGUAGGGACCUUGACCACGCCACGACGCGCGAUGGGCCUCAACGACUCGUAUUGGUCCUCUUCACCUCAGUCUUUGUCACUUGAAGUGCCAUAUGAUGCAGCUGCUCCUGUGUCCGCUGCACCCGAACUCAGACCCGUCUCACCGGUAUCAAGCCUGCACGACCAGCAAACUGACCUCUGCAAAGAGUCUACGACAAAUUCACAAGGUAGAGCUCGAAGAAUCGAGCGGCCGCUGUCAAUUAUUAGUCUCCUAUCAGGUCUGGUUUCUAGCGCCGAUGGCUUGCGAGCAAGCACACGCCAAUCAGCCAGCCAAGAAGAACAGACUCACCAAGUGCGGUCGGCGGGAGCGGUCCGGGCGGCUGGUCAGGGGGCGUCUCAGCCAUCCGCAUCCCCUUCGCGUCUCUCACACCAUCAGCGCAUCCACGGCGAUGCUGACAAAAUGCACAGGAGACGUUCGACCGCCUCCGUUUUGAGUCUCGGUCGCACAUUGUCCUUCUAUUCGGGCCGUCGAGCAACCAUGUCAUCCACGCCGUUUGCUCUUGGCACGCCGCGCAGUAGCCGCUUGUCCAUCGCCGAGUCGCCGUGGCAGGUUGUGGAGGACCGUGCUGGUUCUCACAACUUCAGUCCAUCUUUCAGAGCUGAAAGAGUUUCCAUUGCAAGCCCGUCUCCGAGCAUCAGGUCCCUCUCCCGGAAAUCGGCGCACAUCCUCGUACCGCCAGUAUCCCAGCACGUAGCCUCGACUCCGGUGCGAAGAGUGCGCCGUAAAGCUGUGCCAGGUAGUGGAGCCCUCGAAAGACCAAGAAAAGAGUCAGAUGCGGCGGAAUGGGCAAAUUCCGUCAGGCAAAGGGUUCACGCACUGGAAGUGGCAGCAGACACGCAAAAGUCGGCAGAGCCUGCUGCAGCUUCGCAGCACCGCAGAUUUCCAAGCACUCCCACUGCUAGAAGUCGCAGAGUGGUCAAGACAAGAGUUGUCCUUCCUGCUGGCCGACACAAAUUUUCGCUUGUGGAUCGCAUCCAUGCACCAUUGCCACCAUUACCGCGCGAGGAGCACAGCCAAUCGCAAGGGGGUGCUACAGAGGCGUGGAUCGACGAAGCUGCGCCAUCUUCAGACACUGAACCUAAUCAAGACUGUGCAGCUUCUCAUUCGGCCCGAAGUCGUCUGGUGCCACCCAUCUCGGAGCACUCUUUGGCUCAAUCCGAUGCGCCGGCCAGGCGAAUGAACAAUGGUCCUAUGGCGUCCACACCACCUAGCGCGCCGCCUGGCGUGCUGAGUGUUGUCAACUCCGCGUCGCCUACCGUUGCGGCUCGGCUGAAAGGCAAAAAGCCUGUUCGACCACUAUCAGAAGCCUUACCGUCGCGUCGCAAGAGUCGCCCUUGUCAGCAGCUGGGCAAAGAGAACGCAAGACCAGAGAGCACGUCAGCUUUGUCUGGCCGUUUCAAUAAGAACAACGUGAGCGCUGCCUCUUCUAGCACAGUGCCCGAAGCACGGGCCUAUGGGAAGCCAAGCGCAUCGGUUGCGCGUGACACAGCAGGCAAAGCGGCAAGACGAGAGACUUUUGACCUGCUCAAGAGCGGCAUCAGAGCUCGGUUCGCUGGACUACGUUGACUUCGAAAGUGCAUUCUUUCGUCGGCGCCCUCCACACCAGAACAUGCAAAAAGCCCACUCUUUCUGUGAUCUCACAUGUCCAAGGUGUUGAGAACACGCAGCAACAUG